ACAAUGUGAAACAGUGCUGAUACAAGGACUUGCGGCUUACGGCACCUCCACGCCCUGGGCCAUGGCCUUGGUGGCACGGGGUCUGACUCCGCCCCUGGAAGCAAGCAUCCAAGAUUGGGAUGACAUGGCGGCUCAUUUCCGUAGACUCGUGGGGAGUUCAUCUAAUAGUGUGGAUCGCCAUGGCUCCUGUCGCCUGCGUCGCGAUCUUCUCACUCGCACUGGCCUCGCUAUCGCCGGCCGGAGCCAUCGACACCCCCGGCAACAACAACAACAACGACAACGGCGUCACCGUCGCGGCCCCCAGACGCGUACCGGCGGCGGCGCAGUUCCUGCAGGUGCACAACGACGCGCGCCGCGCGGUCGGCGUGGCGCCCCUGGCGUGGAACGCGACGCUGGAGCUGGACGCCAAGCGGAAAGCGGAGGCGCUCGGCGUCCAGUGCAAGCUUUCGCCGCCGUUGAAGUGGGACAACGACCGGUUCUACGGGGGGAACACCUACUGGGGCGGCGGGUUCCAGGACGGGGCCGCCGUGGCGGGCGCGUGGGUGUACGAGCGGCGGUGGUACGACCACGGCGCCGACGCGUGCGCGCCCGGCGAGGAGUGCCGGUCCUACAGGCAGGUGGUGUGGAACACCACGACGCAGCUCGGCUGCGCCCGCCGCACCUGCCGGAGCAGCCGUGACACCGUGGGUGUGUGCAGGUACUUCCCUCGGGGGAACUACGCCGGCGUGCCGCCAUACUGAUUUGAUCUGUAUAUAUACACGGAAGCUACGUACCUGAGGUGAUUGAGAUGUCCGAAUAAUAUGUGGUCCGUGCAAGAAGGCGUUCGGCUUGUCAUCGUUGUUGGUCAUUAUUCAGCACGAACUCCUCGACUCA
This is a messenger RNA of Lolium perenne, 873 nucleotides long. Its product is annotated as pathogenesis-related protein PRMS-like. NCBI's taxonomy places the organism in Eukaryota, Viridiplantae, Streptophyta, Magnoliopsida, Poales, Poaceae. The record is from RefSeq and is a predicted model, not a curated record.